Molecule: messenger RNA, 1665 nt
Organism: Xiphophorus maculatus (southern platyfish)
Lineage: Eukaryota; Metazoa; Chordata; Actinopteri; Cyprinodontiformes; Poeciliidae
Product: tripartite motif-containing protein 16-like protein
Exons: 5
Coding region: 141-797 (218 amino acids)
Molecular function (GO): protein binding
Source: RefSeq, a predicted model, not a curated record
UGGGACGGUUCCAUCCGAUCCGACAAAAAACCGGCUCAUCCGUCUGCCCCUCCUCACUGAUCAGAAGUUGAUAAAGGUGAGCCUUGGAGUUACCAGUUAGCACUUUGACAAGAGCUGCACGGCAGGAGCCAAACAGAACCAUGCCGGUCCCCAAGAAAGCAGGGAAAAAAGAAAGCAGCGCUGCAGAAGAGAAGCUGCCGCCAUAUGAGCCAAAUAUCCCUGAACCAACUACCAGAGCUGACUUCAUGAAGUACUGGUUCCCCGUCUCUCUGGAUGACAAAACAGCACAGAAGCUGCUGUGGAUUUCUGAGGGCAGAGCCAAAGUGGCUCGUAUCUCGGACGCAGUCUGCCCUUAUCCCAACAGGCCUGAAAGAUACCAGGACUCACCACAGGUGCUGUGUAAGGAGGGCUUGAUGGGUGUCCGAGGCUACUGGGAGGUGGACUACGACGGCUGGGUGGUGAUCGGCGUGGUGGCGGAGAGUUUGCCCCGUAAAGGCCAGGAGGUGCCCUGCGGUCUCGGGGAGAACAAAGGCUCCUGGGGAGUCGGCUGGUCUGGUUCCUGCUACCAGGUCUGGCACAACGGUGAGAACAUUGACAUUAAGCUGCCGCCAUCCCCCACCGUGGGCGUCUACGUCGACCUGCCGGCCGGCGUCAUCUCCUUCCUGUCGGUGGAGGGAGACUCCGAGAAGGAGGUGCGGCUGAUCCACAAGUACAAAGCCAAAUUCGAGGAGAGAAUUUUCCCCGGGUUCUGGAUUGGAACAAAUUCCUUCUGUCUUAUCCGGAAAAAAGAUCACUGACACUUGAAAGGGAUUUCAAUGGAAGCCCAUCCAUCCCAUGAAUGAAAAAACAAGAGCCCACAGGAUGUCAUAAUUUUGACUUUAUAAGUCAUAAUUUUUGAUAUACUGGAGUAAGCCUCCUAAGAGAAACUAUUUGCAAAUUAUGACUUUGAAUCUCAAAAUUAUGACAUUCAAAUGAGAAAUUAUGACAUUAAAACUCAAAAUGAUGACUUUUAAUCUCAUAAUUAUGACUUAAAAACUUAUAGUUAUGACUUUUCUCUGUCUAUAUUUUCAUAAUUUUGACCCGUAUCCUCAUAAUUAUGACUUUAAAACCCCAAAUGAUGACUUUUUCCCAUAAUUUUAACUGAAACUCAUAACUAUGACCUUUAUUCACAAAAUUAUGACUUUUGUUCUUAUAAUUAUGAUUUUAAAACUUGUAAAAUUAAGAGUUUUAACUCAUAUAAAUGUAACUUGUAAAAUUAUAAAUUUUAAAGUCAUAUUUAUAAGACUUUUUACUUUUGUUUUCAUGAUUAUAAAACUCAAAAUUUGACUUCCUGGCUGGCUUUUAUUUUUUGGUUCAUGGCAGAAAUGGGCUUCCAUAGUUGUGGGAAUAAGGCAGCAGCGGUUUUACAACAAAGUGUUCGUUUUAGUGUGAUUGGAGAAAAAACAAGCUUUGAAGCACAACUGAAUACUUGGCGACAUGUUUGCAGGUUGGUUUUUUUUCUGAAUGCAUGAAAACACCUUCAGAUCUUCAUUUGUUUUUGUUCAUUUAAGUUAGACAAGAUAAAGUUGGGUGUUUUUAUUACUUUGACCUUGCUUAAUUGUCCUGAAUGUAGUCAAUAAACUAGUCUUCUUCACUGCGUCAGUAUGAAGUCGACACUCAACUGAC